This is a messenger RNA of Sinocyclocheilus anshuiensis, 1058 nucleotides long. RefSeq lists its product as uncharacterized. The transcript has 5 exons. The record is from RefSeq and is a predicted model, not a curated record. Bases 253 to 948 code for a protein of 231 amino acids. NCBI's taxonomy places the organism in Eukaryota, Metazoa, Chordata, Actinopteri, Cypriniformes, Cyprinidae.
AAAAAUGUAAUCGUUUUUCAAUUUAUUAUAUCCGUCAUAAAAUGAAGAAAAAAGAAGACGGAUUUUAAAAAGAAGGAAUUAAUACAUUUUCCUAUAUUUCGUUUCUCAAUCUUACUUCUUAAAACUAAAUUGUGAAAAAUGAAAUAAACAAAAUCUUAAAAAGCUACAUUUUCCACGACGGAGCUACCUUUUUUCAUCAGCAUUUGCAAAGGUCAACGGCAGGGGGAGCAAAGACGCGGCAAAAUUAUUACAAUGGCAUCUUUAGCAAGGCACGCAGAUGUGAUCGUCAACAUGAUUGAUGAUCAUAUGACUAAUGAAAAUAUUUCUGCGCACCUAUCCCAAAUGGGUGUACAAAAAUGCUCUGCAAGGAGUGUUCGCAGAUUUUGCAAAGAACACAACGUGAAAAGACGCAGCCACGUUGAUGAUAGUCAUCUAGAGCUGGCAGUGGCCAGCGCUAUAAAUGAGGUGGGGCCAACAUUUGGGCGCACAUUUAUGACAGGUUAUCUGUCAUCAAAAGGCAUACGUGCAGGUGAAGUUCGGGUCGGUAAAGCACUACGACUGGUUCAUCCACCAUACCAUGAAUUGCGACAUACGGGUGUACGCAAUCUGAAUCCAGUCCCCUACCAUGCAGAAUACAUGGGACAUAAACUACACUUGGACCAAAAUGAGAAGCUGGUGAUGUUUGGAGUGACGCAUGUUGUGGCAAUAGAUGGCUUCAGCAGCCAAAUUGUGGCUCAUAACACCAUGCCUGUUAAAAACAACUUAACAAUCUAUCAGAAAGUUUACAGAGAAGCUGUGACAAAAAACGGCAUGUGGGAUCAAAUCCGGGUUGACCAUGGAAGAGUUCUAUAUGUGCCUGUAUAUCCAAGAGCUGCUGUCCAGACACAGAUACAAUAUAAACAGGCAACCAUAUGUACAGACAAAAUCAUCAAGGAACCUCAAAGUUGAGCGAAUAUGGCCAGAAAUAAAUAACAGAGUCAACUAUCCCCUGAAAGAAGCCCUGCUGCAACUUCAAGACCAAGAGGUGAUCAACAUGGAGGACAACACAACUAGAUUUU